GAGGGUAUUGUCGACCAUUUCCCUUCAAAAACCCUAACUCCCUUUCUUUCUUCCGUUUCUUUUGAUUUCUCCGUCUCCCAUCUUUACCGGCGGUCGCAUGACCUCUCCGGUUCGCGCCGGUCAUUUUCCUUCAUAGCUUCAUCCUCGUUUGAGGAAUUUCUAGUUUCUCUAAUUCUUCUUCUCUAGAAGGAGCCAACAGGUCAGUCUUCCUUCUCCUCGUACUUCUUACACUCAUGUAUAACUUGUUUCGCAGAAUCAUUCUACCUGGAUCUCCAUCCUCAGUCUUUACUCACGGAUUUUCCGAAAGUCCGUUGAAAUCUCUCAGAUUCUUAUCCACCUCUUCUGAGAUUGUAUCAUCUCCGAAAUCUGCUUCGUUGGCUUCUAAUGUUGUUCAGCUCAAGAACAAUCGGAAGGCUAUAAUUGCGUUUUUUGAGAAUCAUGGAUUCUCUGAAUCACAAAUCUCUGACCUUAUUAAGAAGGUCCCCCUAAUUCUUUCUGCGAACCCCGAGAUCCUAUUUCCCAUAUUGUUGUUUUUUAAAUCUAAAGGUCUUUCUUCCCCAGCGAUUACCAAAUUAGUAUGUUUUGCUCCUCAAAUUUUAAAACGAAGUUUAAACCAAGAAAUUAUUCCAUUCUUUGAUUACAUUCAAGCCGUGCUUGGAACUGUGGAGAAGACUGUCGCUACCAUAAAACGCUUUCCGCGUAUUCUCGGUUGGAAUCUUCGAAUUUCAGUUGGUCCCAAUAUUGAAAUUCUGAAACAAUUUGGAGUUCCGGAUUCAAAUAUUUCAACUUAUCUUCAGCGGCAGCCUAAAGUGUUCUCGACAAGUUCCAUCCGAUUCAAGGAGAUUGUAGAGAGAGUUACGGAAAUGGGAUUCAACCCUCAACGAUUGCAGUUUAUUGUUGCUGUUCAUGCUCUGCGAUCAUUAACCAAAUCUUCAUGGGAUAAGAAGCUUGAAGUUUAUAGGAAAUGGGGAUUGUCUGAAGAAGAGUUCUAUUUAGCUUUUAGAAAGUAUCCAUGGUGUAUGGCACUUUCUGAGGAUAAGAUUAAUGAUACAAUGGAUUUUUUUAUCAACAAAAUGGGACGUGAAUCAUCUCUGGUUGCUAGAAGACCAAGUUUACUUUCAUAUAGUUUGAAGAAGAGGCUUUUUCCUAGAGGCUAUGUUUAUCAAGUUUUGCUGUCAAAGGGUUUGAUUAAAAAGGAAAAGAAUCUUGAUUUGUUGUUUGAGCCUCCUGAAAAGCGUUUCAUAGAAAAAUACAUCAACGCUCAUAAGGAGCAGGUUCCUGGAUUGUUGGAGUUGUAUGAACAGAAGCUAAUGAAUUUAGAAGAUGAACAGAUACUUAUCGAACUCUUCUGAGAUUGUAUCAUCUCUGAAAACUGCUUCGUUGGCAAAUACUGCUCAGCUCGAGAAUAAUGGGAAGGCUGUAAUUGGGUUACUUGCGAGUCAUGGAUUCUCUGAAUCACAAAUCUCUGACCUUGCCAAGAGGUAUCCUUCACUUUUUUCUGCGAACCCCGAUAAAACCAUAUUGCCCAAAUUGUUAUUUUUUCAAUCUAAAGGUCUUUCUUCCCCAGAGAUUGUCAAAUUUGUAUGCUCAGUUCCUCGUGUUUUAGCAGGCAGUUUAAACAAACGAAUUAUUCCAGCCUUUGAUUACAUUCAAGCCGUGCUUGGAAGUGAGGAGAAGACUCUCGCUGCCAUAAAACGCUCUGCGGAUAUUCUCGGUUGGGAUCUUCAAAUUUCAGUUGGUCCCAAUAUUGAAAUUCUGAAACAAACUGGAGUUCCGGAUUCAAAUAUUUCAAGUUAUCUUCAGCAGCAGCCUAAAAUGUUCUUGACAAGUUCCAUCCGAUUCAAGGAGGCUGUAGAGAGAGUUACGGAAAUGGGAUUCAACCCUCAACAAAUGCAGUUUGUUGUUGCUGUUUUUUGUCUGAGAGCAAUGACCAAAUCUACAUUGGAUAAGAAGGUUGAAGUUUAUAGGAAAUGGGGAUUGUCUGAAGAAGAGAUCCGUUUAGCUUUUAAAAAGAAUCCAUGGUGUAUGAUGAUUUCUGAGGAUAAGAUUAAUGGUGCAAUGGAUUAUUUUGUCAACAAAAUUGGAUGCCAAUCAUCUUACGUUGCUAGAAGACCAGGUUUAACUUUAUAUAGUUUGAAGAAGAGGCUUUUGCCUAGAGGCUAUAUUUAUCAAGUUUUGCUGUCAAAGGGUUUGAUUAAAAAACACGAGUAUCUUUCUUCGUUGUUUAAUUCUUCUGAAAACCGUUUCAUAAAAAAAUUCAUCAACCCACAUAAGGAGCAGAUUCCUGGACUUUUGGAGUUGUAUAAAGAGAGAUUAAUGGAUUCUAGAAGAUGAACAGGUUCGAUAUCCUUCAAAUUUUAAUAUUUUACAAUUUAUGGAUUGACUUUGUAACUUGUUCAUAUCUCUCUUUUUGUUCAUCCUUAGUUUGUAUCUUCUCUAUGGCUUCUGCAUUUGUAUUGUGUUACAAUAAAUAUAAUUUUUUUGAGAUCA
Molecule: messenger RNA, 2490 nt
Organism: Cucumis sativus (cucumber)
Lineage: Eukaryota; Viridiplantae; Streptophyta; Magnoliopsida; Cucurbitales; Cucurbitaceae
Product: transcription termination factor MTERF6, chloroplastic/mitochondrial
Exons: 2
Coding region: 234-1352 (372 amino acids)
Biological process (GO): regulation of DNA-templated transcription; chloroplast organization
Cellular component (GO): chloroplast
Molecular function (GO): double-stranded DNA binding
Source: RefSeq, a predicted model, not a curated record